AUGUCUACUACAACAACUGUCCAAGUUGAAACGCCACCCGCCGUGGAGAGCAUCGAACUCCGGCAUCUCGGCCCCGGCGCUUCAACCAGCCGCCGAAUCAGCACCGAGUCCAAAGAGGCAUCACACGUGGAGGCGGCACCGCAUGUUUCAGACGGCCAUGACGGGGGUGAACCGCCGCCGGGUGCUCUUGCGGAGACUGAGAGGUGGAAUCGGCCUGUUAAGAACAUUGGCCGGCUUGCGUUUGCGUUUGUGUCGUUUGCCAUUGCGGGGAUGAAUGAUGCUGCAGUUGGCGCUUUGAUUCCAUAUCUAGAAGAGUACUACAACCUCAGUUACACCGUCAUAUCCCUAAUCUUCCUCACACCUUUUGUUGGCUACUCUAUCGCCGCCUUCACCAAUGCCCGCAUCCACGUCCUCCUUGGCCAGCGAGGUGUGGCCAUUAUGGCACCUAUCUGCCAUCUCAUCACGUUUGCUGUCCUUGCUUCGCAUCCUCCAUAUCCUGCUCUUGUUGUGUGCAAUGCCAUCAGCGGAUUUGGAAAUGGUCUGACGGAUGCGUGCUUUUGUGCCUGGGUCGGCAACAUGGACAAAGCGAAUACAAUUCAGGGUUUCCUGCAUUCGUGCUAUUCGCUCGGUGCAUUGUUCUCACCGCUGAUAGCUACCUCGAUGGUAGUUAAGGGUGGUUUGCCAUGGUAUACCUUUUAUUAUCUCAUGAUUGGCAUGUCUGGUCUGGAAUUUGCUGGACUUGUCAUGGUCUUCUGGGACAAGACUGGCGCGGUAUAUCGAGAAGAGCAUGCACGCGAGAAUGCGGAUGCUGGAACUGCCGGCGCAGGCACUCGUGAGGCAAUGAAGUCGAAAGUCACCUGGCUUUGCGCACUCUUCUUCUUUGCCUACAUGGGCGUGGAAGUUGGUCUCGGAGGUUGGGUCGUCACAUUCAUGCUCCGAGUUCGCCAUGCUUCGGCAUAUGCAUCUGGAAUUUCAGGCUCAGGCUUCUGGGCGGGUAUGGCGCUUGGCCGAGCUGUCUUGGGAUUCGUGACAGAGCGGUUUGGCGAGAGGCUUUGCCUAUCCAUUUAUCUUGGUAUCUGUCUCGGCCUCCAGUUGCUAUUCUGGCUUGUUCCCCAGUUUGUCGUUUCUGCCGUUGCCGUCGCCUUUCUGGGCUUCUUCCUGGGCCCGAUGUUCCCCGGAGCUGUCAUGGUAACCGCCAAACUUUUGCCAAAACGCAUCCAUGUCAGCGCUAUUGGGUUUGCCAUGGCUAUGGGAGGCACUGGAGGCACAGUAUUUCCUUUCAUAAUUGGUGCUAUUGCGUCUCACAAGGGUGUUUCCGUCUUACAGCCCAUUAUUCUGGCGCUCAUUGCUGUGAUUGCCGCAGUUUGGCUGAGUUUUCCCCGUAUUCAGAAGCGGGAUUGA
Trichoderma harzianum CBS 226.95 is the source of this 1401-nucleotide messenger RNA. RefSeq lists its product as hypothetical. The record is from RefSeq and is a predicted model, not a curated record. Gene Ontology annotation, cellular component: membrane. NCBI's taxonomy places the organism in Eukaryota, Fungi, Ascomycota, Sordariomycetes, Hypocreales, Hypocreaceae. Gene Ontology annotation, biological process: transmembrane transport. The transcript has 5 exons. Gene Ontology annotation, molecular function: transmembrane transporter activity. The coding region runs from base 1 to 1401 and encodes 466 amino acids.